CAACUUGUUCUACUCCAGCUUCUUACAUCCUUCUUUUUAUGCCAUUUAGAUAAAUGAACAACCUGCAGUCUUGUGGUAGCCAUAUGGGGAGUGCUCGCUGCAUAUACUGGCCGUAGACUAAGUGGUUGGGGUGUGGGGUUAUAAGGUAAGGUAUAGUGUGGGCGGGCCAGUGUGAGCCUAGCAGCUGGCCGGGGAGGAGGUUCCUUGUGUGUUGUGUGUGGCAAGUGGACCCGUCGUCGCCAGGGCCAUGUGACACUGCCCCUGGCAGUCUCCUAGCACCCACCGUCAGGCACCAGCACCACUCCCAGUCGUGGCACCAGUAGGUGGAGGGCGGAGGAGGCCUAAAGAUGACUCUACAUUGGGAGAAACUUUCACCUGCAGAGUUCCAGCAACUGCAGGACUUUACUGCCUAUUCUCCCAAGAAACUAGAAGAUGUAUUAAAGGAAUUCACUGGGACAGGUUCUCUAUCUAAGUACAGCCUUGAUGGGGACAUUGACUAUGAAGGGUUCCACCUGUUUAUGGAUACUUACCUGGAGGUGGACACACCGGAGGAGCUAUGCCGACAUCUCUUUCUUUCUUUCGUUAAGCGGACCAGACCACAGCCUGUUGAACCAAAGUCCAUUAAGGAGAUGGCAGUGAUGUCAUCAGCGACGGCCUGUGCCCCCAUCACCUCCCACAACACCUCUGGAGGCUCCAUCAGCAACCUAGCCACUUGUUCCAUCAGCGAGAGCUUGACUGUGGGUAGCAAGUCAGAGGGAGGUGGUGGGGUUAGUCUGGCUGACAAGCUCCAUGGCCUCACUGAGAAGUUCUCCUCACUUGGACACACCCGUGCUGACUCUGAGGCCUCCAGUCGUCCUAGGACUGGUAGUAUAGGGGCGUGUGUCCACCCAAUGGUGACGGUGACACAGACGAACAGUUACACCGAUGGUAAAAUUGAGAAAAGCACUGAUUCCUCACCUUCACAGUCCCAGAUGUCUCGCUCAUCUUCCAAGAAGUCCAACAACUCGCUUCUUGUUACUAAUGGCAAGCUAGAAGACAUGAAGCACUUAGUAAGAAAAUCCAGCAGUAUCGAGGUCCACACAGUACGGGUCAACCUCAAAGACAUUAUAUGUUACCUGACGCUGUUGGAAGGUGGUCGACCAGAGGACAAACUAGAGUUUAUGUUUCGGCUAUACGAUACUGAUGGCAACGGUGUCCUUGAUACUAAUGAAAUGGACUGUAUAGUGAACCAAAUGAUCCAAGUAGCCGACUACCUUGACUGGGAUGUUACCGAGCUCAAACCAAUUCUGAAAGACAUGAUGAUCGAGAUAGACUAUGAUAAUGAUGGCACAGUGUCCCUUGAAGAAUGGAAGAGAGGAGGGAUGACCACAAUUCCUCUACUCGUGCUCCUCGGGCUCGACACGAACUUGAAGGAAGAUGGGAACCAUGUGUGGCGCCUCAAACACUUCAGCAAGCCGGCCUACUGCAACUUGUGUCUAAACAUGUUAAUGGGUCUUGGCAAGAAGGGGCUGUCUUGUGUCUUUUGUAAGUACACAGUACAUGAGCGGUGUGUCCAGCGAGCACCCGCAUCAUGCAUCGCAACUUAUGUGAAGAGUAAAAGAAGCUGCCAGUCAAUGUUACACCACUGGGUGGAGGGCAACUGUCCUGGCAAGUGCUCUCGCUGCAAGAAAACUAUCAAGAGUUACAAUGGCAUCACUGGAUUACACUGCUGUUGGUGUCAUCUAAGGCUCCACAACAGAUGUGCUUCCCAAGUUAAACCUGAAUGUAACUUUGGAGAACACAGAGUACAUGUUCUUCCCCCAACAGCAAUCUGCCCUAUCGUCCUGGAUCGUCAAAGAUCCAUAUCGAAGGAAAAGAAGGACCUCCAUCGGUCCGAGUCAACACCAGGUGGACUCAGUGAAGGCACUAUGUCGGCUCCCAUGUCUUUCCAGAUCACACCACUGCCUGGGACUCAUCCAUUGGCUGUCUUUGUCAAUCCUAAGAGUGGAGGGAGGCAAGGUGCCAGAAUCCUCAGGAAAUUUCAAUACCUGCUAAACCCCCGCCAGGUGUAUAACCUGGCAAAAGAUGGCCCCCUGCCUGGCCUUCAGUUAUUCAAGGAUGUUCCUAAUGUCCGGGUUAUUGUGUGUGGUGGUGACGGUACCAUAGGUUGGAUCCUCGAGCAGAUGGACAAGGUCCAGUGGAGCCAGGCACCGUGCGUAGGCAUCAUCCCACUGGGUACUGGCAACGAUUUAGCCCGAUGCCUCAGAUGGGGUGGUGGAUACGAAGGGGAGUCUCUUCACAAAAUUCUUAAGAAAAUAGAAAAAUCAUCAGUGGUUAUGAUGGACCGGUGGCACAUUGAGGUGUCCGAACAAACGGGAACUCACGAAGACGGUGAAGUUGUCGGAGACAAAAUUCCUUACAAUAUAGUCAACAAUUACUUCAGUAUAGGCGUGGAUGCAGCCAUUUGUGUCAAGUUUCAUCUCGAACGAGAGAGAAAUCCUGAGAAAUUUAACAGUAGAAUGAAAAAUAAAUUAUGGUAUUUUGAAUAUGCCACAUCUGAAACAUUUGCUGCCUCAUGUAAAAAUCUUCAUGAAGAUAUUGACAUUAUGUGUGAUGGAGUGUCUCUGGAUUUAUCAAAUGGACCUUCAUUACAAGGCAUUGCUGUGUUGAAUAUACCAUACACUCAUGGUGGCUCCAACAUGUGGGGUGACAACACACUCAAAAAGAGACAUAAAACUUGUAAAAGUAAGAAGAAAAAAGACAGAGAAAGAGAACUUUCAACAUCUUCCUUCACUUCUGCUGAUCUCACCACUGCAAUUCAAGAUAUUGGUGAUAAAUUAAUUGAAGUAAUUGGACUUGAAAAUUGCCUCCAUAUGGGUCAAGUAAGAACAGGGCUUCGUGGAUCAGGGCGUCGCCUGGCUCAAUGCUCUUCUGUUGUCAUUAGAACAAGGAAGAAGUUUCCCAUGCAGAUUGAUGGUGAACCUUGGUGUCAGCCACCAUGCACUAUACACAUCAGUCACCAUAACCAAGUGCCAAUGUUGAUGGGUCCAGGAACAUGUAGAAGAAAAGGACUCUUCUCUUUCAUCCGUAAGUGACAGGGGGAUUCAGGGGCAGCAAAGAAUGCCCCAAAGUGUCCUAAAGAUUCUCUCAGGUUUUCUAAGCUUAGAUGUCUUGCACGUAGGCCAUGAGUGACGUGGCUUCUCUAAUUUAGAGAAAGAUGAUCAAAGGAGUCCCAUGUGUAAUUAACUACAUGGCCUAACACUUCAUGUGCAUAAUGGCAUUCACAAGUCAAAAUAAAAUAAAAUUAGAAGAGCUUUAAUUUAAUUACCAUGCCAAAACAAGGCAGAUCUUUUAAUGUGAUUAAAUUCAAAAACUAUCAGAAUCUUUAAAUGAGGUUAGAUUAACUGUUAGGACUAUUUUGUAUGAUCAUUGAUUUAACAUGGUAGAUGAAGCAACACUAAAGGAAAAUGGUUUCAUGUUAUCAGUCUUAUAUCAUUGUUGAAAGUGAACAUGGUGCUCUUUUAUAAUACUUAUUGUUCAUGUAGUCUACAGGAAAAAUACAUGACUUUUAGUGAGGAAAUGAACAAUAUUAGAAAAUAAUCACCUUGCACAACUGUAAGACAAGUGGCAGCCCUCCUUAGUCCCGAGUGGAAGGUGCUUACCUUGAGGUUACCUUGAGGUGCUUCCGGGGCUUAGCGUCCCCGCGGCCCGGUCGUCGACCAGGCCUCCUUCAUCACUUUGUCUGGAAAGAGUAUUGUAGUAUUUUAUGCAGUGUAAGAGUUAAAAAUCUAGAUUUGUGUGAUGCAAGAAUUUAAUAAUCAAAUUUAUAUAAACAAAAGUAGUGUGAUAUGUCAAGUUUAUGACUACAAUAUGUAUAGAUUUUUUAUCAAACUAAACCAUACACAGUAGUACCGAUUUAUACAAAUAUAAAUUUUGCAUUGUGAAUCAUGAACAUUCUUGACAGUAGAAUUCCAUAUUAAGGUUGCAUUUGAAAAUAGAUUAAUUCAAUACUUAAUAUCUUUCUCAAUUGCCCAUCAGUUGUGUGGAUGGUUUUAAUAUAUAUUAUAUUAUCUCAAUCCAUUUUAUUACUUAAGUAAUUUAGUUUAAAUCCAACUCCAUACUUAUAGUUCACACUACACUAGAGAACAAGUUAUCAUGAACAUAUUAUUGCUUGCUCAUUACUUGCAAUAACUAAGCUAUGUAGUGAGUACUUCCACAAUAUUGCAUUAUAUCUUCAAAUAACUAAUUCCAAAAGCUAUUUUAUAAUAUUGAAAACAUUUAAUAAUUACAUUUUUCUAAUUUCUUUAUUCAAUAUCUUCUAAAUUAUAUAUUUUAAUAAAUCAAUCUUGCUAUAACUGAGUGGUUCAGUAAUGAUGUGUGCUCAUCAGAGAGAGAAUCACAUGUAGUGCACUUUAUAAACUACAUUAAAAUGUCAUGAAGUUCAAAUAUAUCUUUGUGGUCAAAUUGAAACGUUCUACUGCAUGUGUGUUCCGUAUCUUGAGUGAGAUCAUCAUUACCAAUUAAAGGAUGCUUUAAUGUGUGUUCUGUACUGUUGAGAGUUGUCACACUUUUCUCAGGUUCAAUUGUUUUCCUUUUAAAUACUACAAUGUUAGUGUUUUCAUAACACUAUACUGUACACCUAUAUUUUGUGUUUUGGAUAUUUCCAAUGUUACUGCUUUUGACUGUAAUAUAUUUAUGAUGUUGUAGAGAGUGUAAGGCUUGUGUUAUCAGCCCAGGUUUUUACCACGUGCAAGAAGUGAUAAUGACUAGUCAUAAUUACUAGCAUAAUUCUCUGUGAGGCAGAUGUGUUCACUGCUGAUCCUCAGUGCAGUAUACUCUAUUUAUACUGGACGAAAUCUCAAACAUAUUCUCUUAUUUAUUAAAAUUAUUAUUUAAUAUUUUGUUUAGCAUUGUAAAUACUGUAAAUGCUAAAAACGUAAAACUGAGUAUGUAACACAUUAAGACAUUAUAAUACACACACACACAUACACACACAUGUGCACCAAAAGGUUUUGUAGGCCAAUACUGUCAGUAGUUUGAAAGUGUUAUACGUCAAGGAGUAGAGUACAAUACUUGGAAAACGGGACACCAUGAGCAUAGCUCUCAUCCUGUAACUACACUUAAGUAAUUGCACAUACAUACACACACUGUUGUAUGAGUUGACUGCCCAUCAUGUCAGAUAUCCAUUAUGACCAUGACUGAUAUUAUUACAUAACUGAAAAUAUACCAAAAAUGUCCAGAUAUCUAUAAUUUUGCCACGAUAUUCAUGAUGCAAGAGACAUUGACAGUCUUCUAAAUAAAAAAAAUAAAAAAACAGCAAAAACAUCAAAUACUGACAAUCUGUUAUUUCAUUGGCAGUCAAUUACAGGCACUGACUCGUUCCAUCAUUUGUCCCACAUUCUUUCUGGACAGUUAGAUCAUUAAUUUUCAGUCCAACACCCCUAAAAUUACACGUGGAGGUAAGGUUAUGCCUUGCAGGCUUGAUACUUAAGGCACCACCAAUCUGGGCUUUCUUUUUAUUAAUGACAGACAUCUAGUUUUUUUAAACUCGGAUUCUCUAAUAUUUUGACAAAAAUACUAAAUCUUCUGCCACUAUGUCAAAUAAAAAUACAGGAAAUGUGCCAAUGAAGGUUUCUACCACAGUAGCAGCAGGCACAACAAGAAACAUAGUAACUCUCAGUUAGGUGAAAUAAUUAAGAAUUUUUGCAAACUUCAAGAUAUGCUUAUAGUGGAAUAUCACCUUAAGAAUAAAAUGCAAUGAUAUUUCAUAGUAAUUUUCUAUGAUUAUAUACAGUGUUUAGCACUAUUGUUGUAAUAUAUAUGGUUACUUAACUGGGACCAGCCCAUCCUCCAAAUAGCCCAAAUAGAUAGUAUGUUUUAAACUAAAUGUAAUAAGUACAAUCCUGACUAUUGGCAUAGUACAUAAAUACACUUAAUCACCAGCA
Molecule: messenger RNA, 5924 nt
Organism: Procambarus clarkii (red swamp crayfish)
Lineage: Eukaryota; Metazoa; Arthropoda; Malacostraca; Decapoda; Cambaridae
Source: RefSeq, a predicted model, not a curated record